Molecule: messenger RNA, 952 nt
Organism: Malus domestica (apple)
Lineage: Eukaryota; Viridiplantae; Streptophyta; Magnoliopsida; Rosales; Rosaceae
Molecular function (GO): hydrolase activity
Source: RefSeq, a predicted model, not a curated record
UAUGUUCCGAAAAGCAAGGGGCAAAAGCCAUACCAGUUUUGUCACUUUCUCAUCCACCAAAAAACUCUCUCACCAGCUACCCCAACAACUUCCUCUCUGUCUCUUCCCCUGAUGUCAAACUGUACGGUGGAGCGCUGCACAGUUGAGACCAGCGAUGGAGUCAAGCUCAGCGCAAAGCUCUUCAAACCCAGAGAAGAAGAAGAGAUCAAGAAGGGCAGCCCUGUGGUGGUUCUGGUGCACCCAUACUCCGUCCUCGGCGGCUGCCAAGGCCUGUUGAGAGGAAUAGCAGCUGGGUUGGCAGACGGAGGCUAUAAAGCUUUGACCUUUGACAUGAGAGGGGUUGGGAGGUCAACAGGAAGGGCCUCUCUCACUGGGUUUGCAGAAAUUAAGGAUGUGAUUGCGUGCAAAUGGGUUUCUGAGAAUCAAUCAGCUGACAGGAUUUUGUUGGUGGGUUCUUCUGCAGGUGCCCCGAUUGCAGGCUCUGCGGUAGAUCAGGUUGAACAAGUUGUGGGCUAUGUUAGUCUGGGGUAUCCUUUCGGCAUGCUUGCCUCAAUCCUUUUCGGGAGACACCACAAAGCCGUACUACAAUCCUCAAAACCCAAACUUUUCGUAAUGGGGACACAGGACGGGUUCACGAGCGUGAAGCAGUUAAAGAACAAGCUGAGUUCUGCAGCCGGUCGUGUUGAAACACACCUGAUUGAAGGAGCAGGCCACUUCCAAAUGGAAGGCCCUGCUUAUGAUGCACAGAUGGUGAAUCUUAUCCUUGAAUUCAUUGCAUCAUUGUAGGUAAUCAACCAUGUGUAAUGGAGUUGUUCUAUAUCAGAACGGAUCAGAUCCGCACCGAUCAGAUUCUCCCCGUUAGCAUCGUGCCGCUGAUGUAUGUGUAUGCUAACUUGUAAUCGUGUGUAAUUUGCAGGAGCUUAGUUGGUUGCUAUGUGCUUUCGGUGUAAAA